Oncorhynchus gorbuscha (pink salmon) is the source of this 4206-nucleotide messenger RNA. RefSeq names its product thrombospondin type-1 domain-containing protein 4-like. NCBI's taxonomy places the organism in Eukaryota, Metazoa, Chordata, Actinopteri, Salmoniformes, Salmonidae. Gene Ontology annotation, molecular function: metalloendopeptidase activity. The record is from RefSeq and is a predicted model, not a curated record. Gene Ontology annotation, biological process: extracellular matrix organization. Bases 296 to 3673 code for a protein of 1125 amino acids. The transcript is spliced from 18 exons. Gene Ontology annotation, cellular component: extracellular matrix.
GAGAGAGAGAGAGAGAGAGAGAGAGUGAAAAUGAACGGAAUAAUAUCAUGUUGACCAGUGACCAGCACGUUUACAGAACGUUUGGAUAUUUGGAGCGGUUUUAAAAUGGAUUAAUUGAUUCGGUUGUAGUAACUUUUUUACACCUGGAUUGAACUCUGUCGAUAGCUUGGAUUAUGAGGAUAACUGGCGCCACAAUUUACCAUUGAGAAGCAGCAAUACUGCACUGGAGAAAGCAACAAGGUAGCAAACACAAACACAGUCAUCCAAGGUACUGUAGCCCCCAAAACUAGGAGAUAUGAGGGGACUUUGUAUCUGGAUUCUGAGAGUUUCCAUGCUUCUGCUGCUGCUCAGGCCAAAUCCCCUGGAUUGCCAACUCACUAUAGACCACAGGAAGGUUCCUCAAAGGGCAGAGCAGCAGGAGGCUGGAGGAGUGCAGGGUGGGGCCCCAGGCUCCUGGGGCUCCUGGGGGCCUUGGUCCUCCUGCUCCCGCUCCUGUGGGGGAGGGGUUCAGGAACAGAACCGACCCUGCCUACCCUCCCACACCCCCUCCAUGGGUGCUGUUGCCCACCCCUCCAGGCCGGAUGGCCACCACCCCAACCAGAACCCAGGCCAUGUAGUGUCUGCCCUAAGACCCACUGUCCCACUGCACCGCACCAACCCUGGGAGACCCCCACCGUCCAACAGCAACACCAGCUUGGCCAGCCAAGGAGAGCUGAGGGACCAGCAGAGAGACAGAGAGGCCAAUGCUGGACGCAGGAGGGGCAGUGACAGUCCCAUCAUUCCAGGGAAGUAUGGCUAUGGGAGGAUGCCUUACGUUGUGUCUCUCCAGACAGACACAGGCCAGAGGUCUGGGAUAGAGACAGGGACUGGUCUCUCCCACAGACAGAGACGCUCCCCACUCUCUGACCCCAGCCCGUCAGCCACCAGGCACGGAGGCCACAGGCCUAACCCCUACCGGCCGCCCUACAACAACCCCCAUCUCCACAGCUACAGCCCAGUCCAUCACCAGCCCCCAGCCCCCCAACCCAGGUCUAACCCUAACCCAGCCUCCCUUCCCAGGUCUAACCCGAACCCAGCCACCCCUCCCAGGGCUGACCAUAACUCUAACUCUAACCCUAACCCAGCCUCCCAGCCCAAGUCUAACCCUAACCCAGCCUCCCCUCCCAGGGCUAACCCUAAUCCAGCCUCCCAGCCCAGGGCUAACCCUAACUCUAACCCCAAACCAGCCCCCCAGCCCAGGGCUAACCCUAAUCCAGCCUUCCAGCCCAGGGCUAACCCUAACUCUAACCCUAACCCAGCCCCCCAGCAUAGGUCUAACCCUAAUCCAGCCUCCCAGCCCAGGGCUAACCCUAACUCUAACCCCAACCCAGCCUCCCAGCCCAGGUCUAACCCUGACUCUAACCCCAACCCAGCCCCCCAGCCCAAUUCUAACCCACCCUGGUCCUCCUCACUCUACCAGCCCAGCCAGAGGCACCAACCUAGGCAGGAGCAGCAGCACUCAUCCAGCCAGGCCUCAGCGGCUCAGCAACCCUUUGGACGGCCCUACAACCCACUGCCCACCUCCUCCUGUGUGGGAGAGCACAACCAGUACAAGAUUUGCAACACCGAUGCCUGUCCUCCAGCCAGCAGACACAUCAGAGCGGUGCAGUGUUCUUCCUACAACAGCUAUCCCUUCAUGGGUCGACUGUACGAGUGGGAGCCUUUCAAUGAAGUUUCAGGGGACCAGCGUUGUGAGCUCAACUGUCGUGCGAUCGGUUUCCGCUUCUAUGUGCGUCAAUCGGAUAGGGUCAUCGAUGGGACGCCGUGCGGCCAGAACGAGACUUCCAUCUGUGUGGCAGGGAGGUGUCAGAGUCUGGGCUGCGAUGAGUACCUAGGCUCAGGCAAGGUGAUGGACAAGUGUGGGGUGUGUGGCGGGGACAACACGGCCUGUAAGCUGGUGUCAGGGCUCUUCCAGCAGCACAGCCUGAACAAGGUGGGCUACCACAAGAUAGUGGAGAUCCCAGAGGGAGCCACCAAGAUCAAUGUCACCGAGACGGUGAAGAGCAGGAAUUACCUGGCUCUGAAAAGCCGCUCAGGUCGCUCCAUCAUCAAUGGGAACUGGGCCAUUGACCGGCCAGGGGAGUAUGAGGGGGUGGGCACCAUGUUCACCUACCGACGACCCAAUGAGGUCACCAGCACCGCCGGGGAGUCCUUCCUGGCAGAGGGGCCAACCAAUGAGAUCCUGGAUGUUUAUGUGAUCUACCAGCAGCCCAACCCAGGAGUGAGCUAUGAAUUCAUCCUUCCCUCUGACAACCCUCCACAGCACCCCAACCACAGACCUGGAGGGAACACUCUGUAUGGGCAAAGUGGGAAUGAUCACCGGGGCAACCCCAACCAGGAUGGGUACGAUCCAGCAGGAGGGGGCAAAUACCCUCCCCAGGUACCCAACAAUCAGGUGCCAGCAGUCCUGUCACCCAGACGUCAGAGAGAAUACAACUGGAAACUGUCUGGGGCAACAGAAUGUAGCGCCUCCUGUGGCAGAGGUAGCAGGUACACCAUCUUCCGCUGUGUCCACAGGCUGAACCAUGAGCAGGUACCAGAGAACCAGUGUGACAGCAGCACCAGGCCCAGUUCACAGGAAGAGCCCUGCAACCUUCAGUCCUGCCCUGCCUUCUGGGACAUUGGUGAGUGGUCGGAGUGCAGUAAGACAUGUGGCCUGGGUAUGCAGCACCGCCAGGUCUUGUGCAGGCAGGUGUAUGCCAACCGGACCCUCAACGUCCACACCAGCCGCUGCCGCCACCUGGAGCAGCCCGAGACCACCAGCACCUGCCAGCUGAAAAUCUGCAGCGAGUGGCAGAUACGAACCGAGUGGAGCGCCUGCUCUGUUCCCUGUGGCGUGGGCCAGAGGACCAGGGAGGUGCACUGUGUCAGCAACGUGGGAGACUUUGUGUCGGACGAGGAGUGCAACAUGAAGCUGCGACCCAGUGACAAUGAGAACUGUGACAUGGGGCCCUGUGCUAAAAGUUGGUUCUUCACUGAGUGGGGGAAUAAGUGUUCUGCUGAGUGUGGGAUGGGUGUGCGGACCCGAGGCGUACUGUGCCUGACCAAUCACAUCAGCAGCUUGCCUCUGGAGGGGUGUGGCCAUGAGCGCCCCACUGACUCUCAGGUCUGUAAUCACGGCCCCUGUGAGAGUCGCAUCGAGUGGUUUACAGCCCCCUGGAGUCAGUGCUCAACGGAGUGUGGCUCGGGCAGCCAGCAGAGGGCAGUGGUGUGUCUGAUGAAGACUGACGAGGGGUUCAAUGUAAUGCCGCCCUACGAAUGUUCUUCUCUAGACAAGCCUCUUAAUCAGCAGAGCUGCCACCUAAAGUCCUGCGGGGCCAAGUGGUACCACACAGACUGGAGCGCUUGUUCUAAGACGUGUGAGGGGGGCUUCCGUGUGAGGGAGGUGCGCUGUCUGUCUGAUGACAUGCUUUCCGGUGAGGGCUGUGAGGAGGAGCUGAAACCAGUGGAGAGAGAGGAGUGCAACCCAGAGCCCUGCGUCCCACACAUAGACGAGAACUGUCGAGACAAGUAUUUCAACUGCAAUGUGGUGGUCCAGGCACGUCUCUGUGUGUACGACUACUACAAGACAACCUGUUGUGCCUCUUGCACACGAGUGGCCCACAGACAGUCACAACACAGGGCACUCAGCUAGCCCCCUCUCCCCAGGCCUCAGACCUCUAGGGGGCCUGACACAGCGCCCAGAGCAGGCCCUCAGUCCCUGGGCCAAACACACUGACCCACAGUGGAGAGGACAGCCUAGAACCUGACUCUGGGUGGACAUUGACUGGACACUAUAAUAUGAGUGCCGAAGAUACAGACUGAAAAACUGAAAGACUGCAAAGAAAGGAAGUGAAAGCCCAACUUGUUUUUGGCAUGUGAGGAGAUUGCCAAUGGGCAAUACGUGAAACUGAAUGGUUCGUGGAGGAUGGUUUUGAAGGACACGUUUAACAGGGCUAUGAGUGGAGGAGCUCUGGUGAGGCGAGAUGAUAGACAGGACACCAAACCGAAGAAUCUGGAACCACUUUAUGGUCUGUAACCAGAAUCCCCUCCAGUAAAAGGUCCCGUCUGGGUUUUUGUUGUGUUUCAUGGGAAGCAGUUUGCCGCUGCCAUUCACCUGAAUGGGUUAAGGUCUUGAAAAAGGUCUUUGGCCGAAACGUUGACAGAAUAAACUGCUACCGCAUCUGU